AUGUUGCCUCCUGCAGCCAUGCCACCACCACACAGCAUCGACCAGAAACCACCGUUCAGCAUUCUCCUGCCACCACCGUCCAGCAUGAAGCUGGAACAAUUGCGUAAAUUGGACAUGGCACACCAUCGCCGCCUGCUCCUGACACCACAGCGCCACAUGAACCUGCCACCACCGUGCAGCAUGAACCAGCCACUGCCGUGCAAAAAGAACCUGCCACCGCUGUGCAGCAUGAACCUGCCUCCUCCGUGCAGCAUGGACCUGCCACCAAUAUGCAGCAUGAAUCUGCCUCCUCCGUGCAGCAUGAACCUGCCUCCUCCGUGCAGCAUGAACCUGCCUCCUCCGUGCAGCAUGAACCUGUCACCAUAUUGCAGCAUGAACCUGACACCAUAUUGCAGCGUGGACCUGCCACCACCAUGCAGGUACUGUUCCUAUCAGCAAAACCUAAUAUUUUGA
This is a messenger RNA of Pseudophryne corroboree (corroboree frog), 453 nucleotides long. Its product is annotated as cornifin-B-like. The record is from RefSeq and is a predicted model, not a curated record. NCBI's taxonomy places the organism in Eukaryota, Metazoa, Chordata, Amphibia, Anura, Myobatrachidae. Bases 1 to 453 code for a protein of 150 amino acids. The transcript has a single exon.